Molecule: messenger RNA, 427 nt
Organism: Annulohypoxylon truncatum
Lineage: Eukaryota; Fungi; Ascomycota; Sordariomycetes; Xylariales; Hypoxylaceae
Exons: 1
Coding region: 1-378 (125 amino acids)
Source: RefSeq, a predicted model, not a curated record
AUGAAGUACGAAUAUACGCCCAACCGUGAACGCCCUCGCCGCGUCUCCAUCAGCUCACUCCCAAAGCUAACUCGGGCCGGGACGUUCGAAAUCGAGUUUUCCUACGCAGUUUCCAAGCUCCGCUAUCGAACUAAGAAGGUCAUCAAAAUUCUCAAAAAGAUUGGCAAACCUAUCGGCAAGGUUUUGAAAUAUAUCAUAUUCGCCCCGUUCCUGCCCUGCACUCUAUUCUUUAUCCUGUUUGACAAGAUAAUGGUGGCUGCGCAAGGAGAGCUAGACGAGUUCUUUGACUACAACGAACCGUCAUAUCCCGCCAGCGUCUAUGAAGUCGACAUGGAAGAGUACCACAAAUAUUACGAUUGGGAAGGAUACCUAGACUAGGGUAUCAGCAAAAGCUCCAGCAAGUUUUGAAAACUGAUUUGGGCAUGGA